AUGCCCUAUUCCCAGCCAACUGUUGAUAAUCUGAGAGGGGACAUUCAGCAUUACAUCAACUUAUCCAUUGCUUCAUCCACAAAACAAACUUAUAGUGCUGGUGAAAAACGCUAUAUUGAUUUCGUAACUAUGUUUAAACAGCAAUCACUUGAACAGUGCCUACCAGCAACAGAAGCCAUUUUGACAGAAUUUGUGGCUUUUCUUGCCAAAUCUAUAAAAUAUGCUUCAAUCAAAACCUAUCUGGCAGCUGUUCGCCAUUUGCACAUGCGCCGAGGUCUUCAACUAAAUUUACCAAAAAUGCAACAACUGCAGCUGGUCUUACGUGGCAUAAAACGUUCCCAUGGAGACCAAUCCCGUGUGCGUUUACCAAUAACAAUUCAUCACUUGCGAUUGUUUCACUUAAUGCUUGCCAUUCCAUCAACACAAAAUUACGAGUCCCUCAUGAUUUGGGCGGCCAUGACUUUGGCCUUUUUUGGAUUUCUUCGUCUAGGCGAACUGACAUGUAACACUAAAUUCAACCCCGAGGUCCAUCUCAUGCUUGAAAACCUUUAUUUUGCUCCAGGGGUGGGUCAAGGCAACCCCGAAUUCAUGACAGUGGAAAUCAAAGUCUCCAAAACAGACCCAUUCCGUUUGGGUCAAACAAUCACAGUUGGCGCGUCCAACUCGCCCCUAUGUCCUGUUUUGGCAAUGAAGAAGUACCUCUUGGUUAGAAAAACAACGGGUGGUCCACUCUUUGUUCAUGUUUCUGGAAAACCUCUUACCAAACAAACUUUAACGGCUGAGACUCGGAUUUUAUUAAACCAAGCAGGUUUGAAUGCGUCACACUAUGCUGGUCAUAGCUACCGAAUUGGGGCCGCUACAACUGCAGCUUCAGCUAAUUUGCUUGCGUGGCUCAUUAAAACUCUAGGACGAUGGUCUUCCGAUUGCUAUGAACGAUACAUUCGUAUUCCAUCUUUUACCCUGUCAAAGGUAUCUGCCACCAUGACUGCAUCAUUUAAUUAAAAAAAAAAAAGGGGGGGAAGGGCGUUUUCGUCUAUGGGGAACACUCUAUCGGGUGUUUUUGGGGAAGAAGUAUUCCAAUAUGUCAACUUCAUUUCCCAUAGACUCUAGUAACGUCACAUAUAAAUAUAUAUUUCAAAUAAUAGGGACUGUCUAAGCGGUUCUGUGGACCUUAGACAGGUUAGGGACUGCCCAAGCGGGCAGGUUAGGGACUGUCCAAGUGUGCUCUUGGUCAGAUACGUCAGGGGGUCGCUACUCCUGACUAGCAUUAUCAGUCCAGUACAGUAUUAGGUAUGUGACGAUGAGGAGGGAUGUCGUUUGACAUAAACACAGAGUACUUCCCCCCAAAACAACCCUUCUCCCACAAAACCAAAACGUGUGUUUUUUAUUGUGUUAAUUAUAGUUUAUAUUCCAUGAUUCAAUCUUUGGAUCAUUAAAGCCAAUUUAAAAUGUUUAAAUUCAGUUAAUGAGACAACAUGUUGAAAGCAAGUGUUUUGCAAGCUUAUCCUCAUUGACACAUGCAUGACAAAGGUGCAAGUCGACAUUUCCGUUUAUUGUUGGUGGGUCAAAGGUUAUUUUCUUGAAGCAGCACUGUGUUCAAGUGAAUAUUACUGAAAGAAACGCUUUUAGCCAAUGAAAAGCUUUUACGUAUCCCAACUAAAACCAACAGCCAAUCAAAGCAAGUAGGAGCAUAAGUUAUGCAUCACGCGCAAUUUUUUGGCAUUAUUUGCUCAAAGCUUUUGAAGGAUUUACCUUUGAUCUCCAUGUUACUGUUUAAAUCCCACCCACCCACCCCAUCUUACUUGCACUUUGGUUACUGCGUUUGCUUCCAACACCUUGUCCACAUAGUAGUUGGUAAAAGGAUCUCAUUAUAAUUAGCAUAUUAUAAGGAAACAAUGGCUUCCUGCUGUAAAGCUUUCCAAAAUGAAAGACUAUAAGAGGUGUAAAAGCGCCUAUGGACACAAGUUUUUAUAAUAUGGUAAAUAAAUAAUAAUAAUAAUAAAAAAAAAUGUUAUUGUUAUGGUUGGUCUUAGCUGGUAAUAAAAGCUUUCCAAAGUGAAAGACUAUCAGAGGUGUAAAAGUGCCUAUGGACACAAGUUUUACAAUAUGGUAAAUAAUAAAAAUUGUUAUGGUUCCUUUACUGGUAAUAAAUAAAUAAACAUUGGGUUCCGGGGAAGAAGUAUUCCAAUAUGUCAACUUCAUUUCCCAUAGACUCUAGUAACGUCACAUAUAAAUAUAUAUUUCAAAUAAUAGGGACUGUCUAAGCGGUUCUGUGGACCUUAGACAGGUUAGGGACUGCCCAAGCGGGCAGGUUAGGGACUGUCCAAGUGUGCUCUUGGUCAGAUACGUCAGGGGGUCGCUACUCCUGACUAGCAUUAUCAGUCCAGUACAGUAUUAGGUAUCUGACGAUGAGGAGGGAUGUCGUUUGACAUAAACACAGAGUACUUCCCCCCAAAACACCCCUUCUCCCACAAAACCAAAACGUGUAUUUUUUAUUGUGUUAAUUAUAAUUUAUAUUUAAUGAUUCAAUCUUUGGAUCAUUAACCAACGGUUAUAAGUGUUAAAUGUCGAAAUUCGCCGGUAUGAAACCGGAAUGCUUAGCAGCAUUAACGGGGCUUAGUAAACUUUUGAAAAAAAAAAGAAUUGGUAGCGAAUUCUUGUUUAGAUUACGAGCGCGAAACUCCACGCAAGCGAGGAUAACGCGAAGGAAAUACGUGGAUUAAAUAUUUAAAUGCCAAAAUAAUUGCCGGGAAAACUAAAAACCAAAAACAAAGCUCACGCAUGGCAUUUCACUUGGUUUGUUUGGUCUCAGAAAUAUUAGUUCUAAUAGACCAAGUUGUUUAAAGGCUAGUGUAAAUAGGAAAGAAUUCUACUUCAAUAAAAAUGACUUAAAAAGUUGGUCUAAGAAUUUGUCAAAUAUCGAGAGUGACGAUCGACGUGGUGGCGAGUUAAGCCGCGAAAGUUGGAAUCGUUUUUGGAAAAAACUGGGAUUUUUAAUCGCGGCUAUUUUCACAGGUUUUUGCUAAAUAAAUUACAAGCACUCCCUGAAUUCAAAAGAUUGAAAAUUUCAAUCUUUCAAAAGUUUGAAAAAAAAAACUCGAUCGAAUAGUAAGAUUGAAAUUAGAUUGAAAAACGCUGAGUCAGUUUGCCAUUCGAUUGAAAUAUAUCAGUCGAUUAGAACGACUGAUAAUUAUUUCAAUCUUUUAAAAGAUCGAUACUUUUAAACCAAUCAUAUAUCUCAAAAUUCGCGCGCGCGGACCAGUUUGAGGAAGAAGAAGCUUUGCUCACUUGCUUUUUUUGAGGAAGUCAUGGCGGGGGAACAAAACGCUUCCGAGCCCCGACAAAUAUUAGAAAAGGAUGAGUUUUUCUUUGAAAUUAUUUCAAAAAUGGAAGGUUAGUGAUUCACUUUUACAUAUAUACAUAUGUUUUUUUCUUAUAGGCUAGCAAUAGCAUGUCUAGAAUAGGUUUUUUUAAAAAAGCUGCUUCUGGUUUUAUGCCAUGGCUAGAAAUUUGCGACAGUCAGCGGUUUGUAAUGCAGGCGCACGCACCGUCAGUACGUCACGUUAAUGAACAUAUUGAAAAGCUGGAAAGUACGUAA
Messenger RNA from Paramuricea clavata, 3598 nucleotides. NCBI's taxonomy places the organism in Eukaryota, Metazoa, Cnidaria, Anthozoa, Malacalcyonacea, Plexauridae. The record is from the annotation of a GenBank genome assembly.